AUGAAGGUCCUCAGCAAAGAAGAGGAGGCCGAGCACUACAGCGUCGUCGUCAAGGCCGGCCUCAUCGGCGGCACGGCCGGUCUGGCCGUCGGUCUCGGCGGCGUCCUCUUCGCAAGCAAGCGCUACCCGUCCUUCCGCCAGCUCACUCUGCCGUUCCGCUCCUUCCUCGUCACCUCGUCCGCGACCUUUGGCGCCAUCGUCCACGCCGACCGCGAGUCCAUCCGCUACGGCAAGGAAAAGGACCCCAUGUACGGCUACCAGGACGCGACGGCGCGCGCCAUCGCCGAGGCGAAAGCCAACGAGACGGAGAUGCAGAAGCUCAAGGAGUGGGGCCGCGAGAACCGAUACUCCAUCGUCUUUGCGUCGUGGCUCGCGUCCAUGGGUGUCGCGCUCGCGAUCGUCGGCAAGGAUAAGUAUCUCACAGGCGCUCAGAAGCUCGUCCAGGCGCGUGUCUACGCGCAGGCUCUCGCCGUCGUCAUGCUUGUCGUGACGGCCGCCUUUGAGAUGCAGGACGCCAAGACGGGCGCCGGCCGCUGGGAGACGGUAAUGAUUAUCGACCCCGAAGACCCGGAGCACAAGCACCUUAUUGAGAAGAAGAUUCACAAGGAGGAGUAUGAGGGUCAGGACUUGUGGAAGGAUAUGGUUGCUGCCGAGGAGCGCCGUAUUGCUGCCCGCAAGGCUUCCGAGCAGAAGUAA
This is a messenger RNA of Colletotrichum fioriniae, 696 nucleotides long. RefSeq names its product Replication factor C, subunit RFC4 (gene RCF2). Gene Ontology annotation, biological process: mitochondrial respiratory chain complex IV assembly. Gene Ontology annotation, cellular component: mitochondrial inner membrane. The record is from RefSeq and is a predicted model, not a curated record. NCBI's taxonomy places the organism in Eukaryota, Fungi, Ascomycota, Sordariomycetes, Glomerellales, Glomerellaceae.